AACAACACAAUGACGGUCGAAUUUAUUGAUUAUUUUUGGGGUGAUAAGAACAAUGGAUUCGACGUUCUUUAUCACAACAUGAAAUUCGGAUCAUUGGCUACUAAAGAACUUUUAGACUUCUUUCGUGAAAAAGCAAACAUUGAAGAACAAAACUCGAGGCUUAUGUCUAAGUUAGUUCAUAAAGCAAGUACCGGAACGUUAAAUAGUACCUUUGCGCCUAUAUGGACUAUAUUGCGUACAUCUGCAGAGAAAUUAACAGCAUUGCAUCUGCAGAUGGUACAAAAGAUAACUGAACUAAUUAAAGAUGUUACCAAGUAUGCAGAUGAACUGCAUAAAAAGCACAAGAAUGUUAAAGAAGAGGAGUCUCCGACGCUUGAAGCUGUACAAGCCAUGCAAACCUCUACAGCAGCAUUACAAAAAGCUAGAGAUUUAUAUAUGGCAAAAGUAGCAGAACUUGAAAAAUUGCGUAAAGAUAACGCGUCACAAAAAGAUAUUGAAAAACUAGAAACAAAAAUCAAGAAACUGCAGGAAGACUAUAAGACUUUGCUAGAUAAGCAUGGUCCUAUUAAAGCUGAAUUCGAGAGACGUAUGACGCAAGCGUGUAAACGAUUCCAAGAAAUUGAGGAAGGACAUUUACGUCAAAUGAGAGAAUUCCUAUCAACUUAUUUAGAAUUGCUACAGAAUAAUCACGACAUGGUUGGCCAGGUCCAUUCCGAUUUCAAACGUCAAUUUUUGGAUAUGACUGUUGAUAAAUUACUUGAACAGUUUGUGUUGAACAAAUACACUGGUCUAGAAAAACCAGGUUCGUAA
Messenger RNA from Teleopsis dalmanni, 810 nucleotides. Its product is annotated as F-BAR domain only protein 2-like. The coding region runs from base 10 to 810 and encodes 266 amino acids. The transcript has 4 exons. Lineage: Eukaryota; Metazoa; Arthropoda; Insecta; Diptera; Diopsidae. Gene Ontology annotation, biological process: clathrin-dependent endocytosis; clathrin coat assembly. The record is from RefSeq and is a predicted model, not a curated record. Gene Ontology annotation, cellular component: cytoplasm; clathrin-coated vesicle; clathrin-coated pit.